AAACACUCCUUCUGUAAACAACCAAAGAAAUAUUAACAAAUACUGCUCUCAUGCUUUGAGAAUUUAGUAGAACUGAGAUCUUCCUAGCUUCUGGAUUUGGAGUUGGAGAGGGGAAUCAUGGAAUACUUUUGAAAAAAAACCAGCAACCUGGGUUUUCUUCAGCACCUGUUAGCAUAUAUGUAAGUAACGAGCAGCUCAGCAAGCGGCAGCCCUGAACAGCCUUGUCUGAGUUGGGGAGCUAAGCUGGAUCAGACCAGAACCAUCAUGGACCCAAAGGAAAUGGGUACUGGAGGCAUGAGGCAAAGAAGCUCUCCAAAGGAGGCCAGAGGAAAGGAGGAACCACAAAUACUCAAUGAUGGUGAACACCUGGACAGCAUCACUGCCCAUAUCCAGUGGAAGAGACAGCUGGAGGUGAUGAAGGCGGAGGUACUGGGACAGGUGCACAAUCAGCUGAGUGACCUCCUGGACACGGCCUUGGAAGAAGCAGCUCAUUCCUUCCCCCAGCAUUUGAUGGUGGGCCCAGCAAAGAAGCAAAGCAGAGAAAAAGGUCAACCGCUGCAGAAGAAAGUCUUUGUCCGUCAAGUGCCAUUGCUAGACACACUGAUGGAAGUGGAACAUUUCCGUACUAUCUACCACGUAUUUGUGGCCAUACUCUGCAUCUGUGCUAUCAACAAAAUCAUUGUGGAUUCUGUCAAUGAAGGACGCCUUGCCUUGGAUUUCCAGCUCCUUAUCUUCUCUUUUGGACAGCUGCCCAUGACAGUCUUUGCCUGGUUCUGCAUGUUCCUCUACACUUUAUUUGUGCCCUACCAGGCCCUGCAAAUAUGGUCCGGCUCGCUGAAGACGGCCAGGUUCCCCAACCUCUCCACAGUCACCUUGGUGGUGCUGGUGGUGCUCUGCCACACUGCAGUGCUCGGCUUCUUCCCUGUCUAUGUUGCUACCCACUGUAAUCUGGGAGCUGCCUCCCGCUGCAUUGUCAUCUCCGAGCAGGUCCGGUUCCUGAUGAAAACCUACUCAUUUCUGCGAGAAUCCAUGCCUCCUCUUCUCCAUGCCAGGGUCCAAGAUGGGAAGAUGCGCCCGCCUGAAUUCUCAGCCUACCUGUAUUUUCUCUUCUGCCCUUGUCUGCUAUACAGAGAGAGCUAUCCAAGGGACCCAUACAUCCGCUGGAGUUACGUCAUCCAAAAUUUGGCUAAGUUCCUGGCGUGUAUCUUUUAUAUGAAUUUCAUCCUAGAAUAUUUCACCAUCCCUCUGUUCAACAACAUGCAUAAGCAGCCCUUCCACAUCAAUAGCCUGGUGCUCUCUAUCCUCCACACAACAGUACCUGGGAUAGUUCUUCUGCUCCUGGGCUUCUAUUUAUUCAUGCAGUGCUGGUCAAACUGCUUUGCUGAGAUGCUACGCUUUGCAGACCGUGGUUUCUACAAGGACUGGUGGAAUUCCACAUCAUUCUCCGCAUACUAUCGGUUCUGGAAUGUGAUUGUGCAUGAUUGGCUGUACUGCUACAUUUAUCAAGAUUUCCUGUGGCUGAUUGGAGGGAGAGCCCGAGCUGGAGCUAUUUGCCUUGCCUUCCUUGUCUCAGCGGCUACCCAUGAAUACGUGAUAAGCUUGACCUUGGGCUUCUUCUAUCCCGUCAUGUUUGUGCUUUUUAUCACCUUUGGAGUGUUCUUUAACUUUGUUCUCAAUGAUAACAGAAGAAGCCCUGUCUGGAACAUCAUCAUGUGGGCAUCCAUCUGUUUGGGUCAAGGGAUCCAAGUAUGCUUAUAUAGCCAGGAGUAUUAUGCACAGAUCCACUGUCCACUCAAGGAGAAGACCUUCUGGGGGCUGGUGACUCCACGUUCCUGGUCUUGCCACCUAUAAGCAACUAUUUCAAGCCUGUCUUGUCCUAGCCCUCUACUUUGCUUCAAAAAUGAUGCCUGACAAAGAUAGCACGUUACUCUGAUGCUGCGGCAAGAAGGACUCUCAGCACAUCUGGCACCUCCUCCACUCCCUGCAUGGAAAGCUGUAUUUGGAAAUUCCUCACCUGAGGAUUUUAAGAUUUUGCUUGCAGGUUCAAAGGCUCUAGUCUAGUGGAGACAAAGAAAUGUAGCACCUGACAAAAAAUCUACAAAAUUAUAUGCUGUUUCAGGUCCAUAGUUCUUGGCGCUCAAAUUCCAGGGAGAAGGGCCUUAAGAAAAUUCACAAAUCACAGCCCUUGGUUGCUUCCAAGACUUACAAACUGUCACUCUCUUAAUCUAUUAAAAAAUAUGACUUAAGAGUUCCACCAUGAAAUGCAGGUUCUCCCACUUCCCAGCCUUAAUCCAAACUCUGUUGCUUUUAGAUCAAUAGGCAGCUUUCCAGAUACUAGUGAAAUCCAGCUCCCAACAGGUCCAAUGGUGAGGAAUGAUGGGAGUUAGAGUUCAACAAUUCCAGGACCAUAUAUACUUCCUACCACUACUUUUGACUUUCAUUCAACAUUUUGUCUCCAGCAGUGAGUGAAGGGAGGCUGAAUUACCACCACCAGCAUCCGUUCAAUGCCUAUUGUGUGAAAGAUUUUUGAAACUAUAUUUGGAGAUGUGGGAUCCCCAGACCACAAGAGCACAGGCUGCGCUAUGAGACAAAAGUAAAGCCAUCUGCUCACCAUGCCGUGUUUCUCAUCCGAGGAGGAGGCAAGCUGCACCUGCAGCAUUUUAAAAAGCCUAAUUGUGUUCCAAUAGUUUCUCUUAAUAUAACAAGAAGGUGAUCUCUUUCAUUUCACUGCAGAGGUUGAAGCCUCGUCUCCAGGGUAUUUCAGUGUUUCCACAACAUUCAGUCAUGUGAAUUUGAUUCAAAGUGAUGCUAAAGAGGCAAUCAAGAGAACGUUCUUAUCUAUAGCACAAGGCUUGUGUAGCUGUUUUUGCAGUUAUGUUUUUAGUACUGGGGGAGCGGGCAGGCACUCUGAAUAAAUUUUUGCUGGCACUCA
Messenger RNA from Candoia aspera, 2932 nucleotides. It is a transcript of the gene SOAT2, whose product is annotated as sterol O-acyltransferase 2. Gene Ontology annotation, biological process: cholesterol metabolic process; cholesterol efflux. Lineage: Eukaryota; Metazoa; Chordata; Lepidosauria; Squamata; Candoiidae. Gene Ontology annotation, cellular component: endoplasmic reticulum membrane. The record is from RefSeq and is a predicted model, not a curated record. The transcript has 16 exons. Bases 265 to 1851 code for a protein of 528 amino acids. Gene Ontology annotation, molecular function: fatty-acyl-CoA binding; cholesterol binding; cholesterol O-acyltransferase activity.